AUGUCAGCUAUGAAUAUGGCAUGUUUAACAGUUUGUGGACCUGAAUAUUUAGCAAUGGUUGCAGGUGAAACUGGUCAAGAAACUCGUAAAGUUUUAUCAAAAUCUUUCAAGACUGUUUUUUAUAGAUUAGCUGUUUUUUACGUAUUAGGUUCAUUAUCAGUUGGUGUUGUUAUUGCUUCAAAUGAUAAAACUUUAGUCAGGUUAGCUGCUGAAGGUGGUGGAUCAAAUGGUGCUUUUUUACCAUAUGUUAUUGCAAUGAAUAAUAUGAAGAUUAAAAUCCUACCACAUAUUGUUAAUGCUUUGUGUGUUACUUCAGCAUUUUCUGCUGGGAAUUCAUAUACUUUUUGUUCUACAAGAUCAUUAUUAGCAUUAUCAAAAAAUGGAUUUGCACCAAAAUUUUUACAAUAUUGUACCAAGAAUGGUGUUCCUAUAUAUUGUGUUGGUGUUACAUUUUGCUUUGCGUUAUUAUCUUUAUUACAAUUAGGUGCAUCAACUGGUAAAGUUCUUAGUUGGAUAAUAAAUAUUGUUGCAAGUGCACAAGUCUUGAAUUAUUGUAUGAUGUCUAUAACAUAUUUGGGUUUUUGGAGAGCUUGUAAAGCACAAGGAAUUGAUAGAUCAAAAUUCAAAUAUAGAUCUUGGUUUCAACCUUAUACGGCAAUAUUUGGAAUGAUAUUAACAGCAUGUAUGGUUGGUGCUAUGGGAUAUAUUUCAUUAAUGCCUGGAAGAUGGGAUAUAAGUACUUUUUUAACAAGUUAUUUGAUGGUUUUAUUAGAUAUUGUUGUUUAUAGUGGUUAUAAAUUGAUCAAGAGAACCAAGAUGAUUAAACCAGAAGAAGCUGAUCUAUUUACUGGACUAGAUGAAGUUGAACAACAUGAAUUAGAAUAUUUAGAGCAUCGUGAGAAAUUAGGAUUGGAUUUGAAUCCAAGUCUUUGGCAAAAAAUAUCUAAUUGGCUUUUCUGA
Hansenula ciferrii is the source of this 960-nucleotide messenger RNA. RefSeq names its product General amino acid permease (gene AGP10). The record is from RefSeq and is a predicted model, not a curated record. The transcript has a single exon. Gene Ontology annotation, molecular function: amino acid transmembrane transporter activity. NCBI's taxonomy places the organism in Eukaryota, Fungi, Ascomycota, Saccharomycetes, Phaffomycetales, Wickerhamomycetaceae. Gene Ontology annotation, biological process: amino acid transmembrane transport. Bases 1 to 960 code for a protein of 319 amino acids. Gene Ontology annotation, cellular component: membrane.